Prorocentrum cordatum is the source of this 4832-nucleotide messenger RNA. Lineage: Eukaryota; Dinophyceae; Prorocentrales; Prorocentraceae. The record is from the annotation of a GenBank genome assembly.
AUGUCGGCUGGGGGCUGGCCGCGCUCGCACAACGGCUACUGGUCUUGCAGCUGUGGGACGGCGGACAACUACGCAACGCGCAAGAAGUGUCGGGGGUGUGGGACCCUUGGACCGCGCAAAGAGCUCGCGUACAAGGACGUGCUGCAGGGCCCGACAAAGCGGGGGGCGGCGCUCCAGAAGCAGGUGGACUUCAUGCGGGCAGAGCUGCAGGGCCUCAAGAAGCAGCAGCACGCCACGCAGGAGGAUGACGACGAGAAGCCUGUGGACUUGGAUAAGCUCUUCAGGUGGGCCCAGUCUUGCAAGACCGAGUGGGGAGACCAGUCGGUCGAGUGCCAGCAGGCUCAGGAGCGCUACAUGCGCGCCAAGGAUGCCAAGCGAAGCACGAAGCCGCACUCGGUCCAGCUCACAUUGGCACGGGUGGCCAGAGAGAAGCUGGAGAAGGAGGAGGCGGCAAUCAUCGACGAGGUCAAGCGGCACCAGAAGGCCAUGCAGGAGGCACAGGAGAAGCUCACCAAGAAGAGGGAGCAGCUUGAGGUCGCAAGGGCCAAGGAGUCGGAGCUUAAGGUCCAGGACGUAUCCGUCAAAGGCAAGGGCUUCCUCACGGCCAUGCAGAAGCAGUACGAGAGUGCCGUCGAAGGCAGCGGCAUCAGCAAGGCGGAGUACGAGCAGUUGUUCGCUGCGCUCGGCAAAGUGCUGGACAACGUCAAGGAGGAGCCCAAGGACGACGAGGACGGCAUGGACACUGAGGAGGUGCAGCCAGAGGAACGCAAGAUGCACGCGAGCAGGGUCCGCAGCUGUCACCUGAAGAACAAGAGUGGCUACAUGCAGGAGGGAUUCCCGCGGCUGCGCAAGAACAAACAUGAGAGCCUCACAUUGUGGACCUUCAACGGUUCGGGGUGGGGCACCAUCAAGGAGAUGAUCGAAGGAUCUGAAGGGGGCAAGCUGCAGUGCUACGCAGUGCAGGAGCACCGACUCAUGGAUGACAGGAUCGCGGUGGUGUCGCAGAGCAUGAAGGUGCAGGGGUACCAGUUCGGCGGCGUAGCAGCGAACCAGACCAUAGGACCAGGUGGAGAAGCAGGUACCUCAGCGGGCGUUGCGGUGGUGGCGCCCAGGUGCAUAGGCAUGACCUACCUGUAUGGCAAGGAGAAGUGGGACCUGUCACCGCGCAACAGUCCAGGGGGAGCUGUAGCUGCGUGGUUAGCGGUCGAUAAGGGCAUCAUCUACGCGUCGGUCUACUUGUGGACGGCGGAGGGUCUGACGUUCAGGAACACGGAGAUCAUCAACCAGGUGAUUGGACAAAUGGAGGCGAUUGGAGUGCCGUGGAUCAUCGGGGGCGACUUCCAGGUGGCGCCCGAGAAGAUGACGGAGGUAGAAAGCGUCAAGAUGGCCAAGGCGCGAGUUGUAGCGUCAGGAGCCAGGUGCGGCACGUGCAGACAUGCGCAUGGUGCAAGCGAGAUCGACUAUUUCAUCGUCUCGGGCAGCCUGGUCAGCCAGGUGAUGGAUGUCAGAGUGCAGGAGGAGUGGCCGUCGGCGCCCCACAAGCCAGUGGGGCUCACUCUCAGGCUAAAGGUGAAGGAGCGCUUGGUCAGGGUGCUGGAGAAACCGAAGGCUCUGCAAGAGCUGGGCAUUGGUUGCACACCAGCGCCGCCUAGGUACCAGGACAUCGCGAGUUUCGGGUCACAGGAGGAGGCCAACCAGGUGUGGAAGCAGUAUGUGCAGACACUGGAGCAGGAGGCCUUUGCAGUACGAGGUCUAGUAUGGGCACCGGACCAUCCUGCAGCAGGACGGGCGGAGGGGCCGACUUGGAGGAUCAAGCCGCUCAACUUCGGCGGUGCCAACGUUCCGCCAGCAGCUAGAGAAGCAGUAUGGUGGAGGUGGUUGGCAAAGACUUUGCAGAACUUGCAUGGGGCAUACUCUAGGCUCAAGAUGGCGAGAACAGGUGACAUCCAGAGGCAACGGCAGCGGGAGGCAACUGCGCAUGAGCACCAGUUCAUCAUCGCGCGCCAGCGGACGAAGCACCUAAACGCUGUGGAGCAGGGCAAGUGGCAGGCCGGGUGCGGCUUGCUGGCUGCUGGGUUACUCCGAGGAGCGUUACAAGAGGCGAAGUUGCAGCAAUUGAUGCAAGAAAGCCAGGCCAAGAUGAAGGAGUACGACCAGAAGCUCUUCAAGGAGAGGCGUGCACGGUGGGCAGACAGGCUGCAGGAGGCGGCAGCAGGUGCAGCGGGUGGCCUACACAAGCUAAGCAAGGCUGCUACCGUAUGGAGGCCACGCAGGGGAGAUACCAUGGAGGGCUCGGCAGACCCCAUCGAGGCGGCGGAGUACACCCUCAGGGAGUGGAAACAGAUCUGGAGGGCCGGCGAGCAGAUCCAGGAGGUAGCCCGCACCUUCAGAAAGAAGACGGGGGUCGGUGUCGACAGGUGGCAUCCCUCCAUGCUGCAGGGCGCGUCGGACGAAGCGUACGACAAGCUGUUGGACUUCUACAUGGAGGUGGAACGGACCUUGUACUGGCCCAUCCAUAUGGGCACAGUGCUGUUCUUCAUGAUCCCGAAGACCUUCACCGCGGACAGGGUCACCGGUUUGCUGCCCACAGCCAUCAGGGUGUGGGAAAUUAUGCGGGAGCCGUACAUGGUCAAGUGGGCCAAGCAGAACUACAGGAGCUGGGAUUGCACGAGCUACGGCCAGGCGGCGGAGGACGCGGCCUGGGAGGUGUUGCUCAGCCACGAGAUGGACGACGCGGAUGAGCAGAGCGAGGAGACGCAGGCUACGAUCACGGCGGUGUUGGACUUGGUGAAGGCUUUCGAGAAGGUCAGCUUGCACGUAUUGUGGGAAGCAGGCAAGCAACUCAACUUCAACACGGGGGUGCUGGCUGUGGUGUGCUCAUAUUUCGCCAUGAGCAGGCGCCUCAUUGUGGGUGACUCGGUGUCCAGCGGGACCCAGACGGUGGCCACCAUCGUCGCGGGUAGCAAGUUCUCAGUGCGCUUCUUGAAGAUGGUCAUCCAGUCCACGGUGGAUGGCUUGGUGGUGGAGAGGCCAAGGGCGCGCUGGAGAAUGUAUGUGGACGAUUUGUGUGUGCGGUUACGACAGCAGCACCAGUACAUUGUGACGGAGUUCGGAGAGACAAUCGACAGUUGCUUCAGAGGCUUCGAGAAGAUCGGCCUGAAGUUCUCGGUGGGCAGCAAGGGUAAAGGCGCGGUAAUGGCGAGCACUAAGUGGGCGCGAAAGGCCGUGACAGGGCCGAUGCGAGAGCGUGGACUGCCAGUGGUGAGGGCUUGCCCGUACUUGGGGGUUGACAUCGUCACGCACGGUACGGCGGCGAAGGCUAAGAACGGCAAGAGGCAUGCUACUAUGAAGGCCAGGAGUCGGAGGCUGCUCACCUUGAAGGGCGGGCGCAAGAUGACCAGGGGCGUUGGCUUGGUGUUCAAGUGUGGCUUAAAGCGCUCGGUCUUGCACGGGUGUAAGUGCUUAGGCAUGCCAGACCACCAGCGACGACAGCUACGACGUGAGGCAGGACGAUUACUACCAGGUGGUCGUGGAGCCCGAAGCCUCACCCUUCAGCUGGCGGUUGCGCAGGAGGAGCCGACGUACGAGGUCAUUGAGGCGCCGAUCGCAAGGUGGGCGCGAGCAGUGUGGCAUAGCGCACAAGACGAGGAUGGAGCAGGACAAUGGGACAGCAUGGGCACCAUGUUGCAGCAGGCGUGGGGACGUCAGCAGCAGGAGGUCGGCAUGAAGCCAGCGUGGGCCCGAGUGCGGGGGCCAGCAGGGGCAGUCAUCAUGCCCAUGAGAAGGGCCACGUGGGCGUGGCCUGCGUGGCAUACUUUUGUCUCGAAGGAGGGCUUCGAGCUGAACAUGCAGGAGGUGUGCCCUAUGGACAUCGCAGCGAUGGUGCGCAAGGGCGUGCAGGCGACCCUCUGGGAGGAGUGGACGCAGGCAGAGGAGCUCAGAAGCCUGAGCCCAAUGCCUUUGGUGGCACCAGCGGUGGCGCAGUUGCGAGCACGUGAGUUCCCGAAGCAUGCCAAGAAUGCAGCGAAGAAGAUCUUCAUCGGAGGUGCGUGGACUAUGGAGAAGCUUUGCAAAUGUAAUAUCGUGCCCACGGACAUCUGCAUGGCUUGCGGUGAGGCGGUGGGCACAGAGCACCAUCGGUACUGCAAGUGCAGCGCGCCCAGGGACCAGCGUCUGCAGGCGCAGGCGGACUGGCAACACGUAGCCGAGCAGCAGGACACCAACAUGUUGUGGGCGCGGGGGCUGGUGAGGUCUCCAGAGGCGGACUGGCAGUUCAUUGGCAUUGCGGAGGACCAGUACUACGAGCAGGUGGUCGACGGUGAUGAGGACUAUCUCACAGGCGGCAUCGUCUGUGAUGGCUCAAAGCUCGGGUACAGCGACUGGGCGCAAACGGGCUGGGCAGCUAUGCCGCCCACCGACAAUGGCACGGCGACGAUGCAGAUGUGGGGCCCGAUUUGGCACAAGGUAAAGGACCUGGACCUGGAUAUACAAUGCGUGAAGCACGUGAAGGCCCACAGGUCCAAGGCCAGGAUCCAGCUGCUUGAGGGCGACGACCUGAAGAUUGCGAAGGGCAACAGUGAGGUUGACUUGCUGGCGAAGGCGGGCGCGGAGCAGGACGCGCACUACGGCAAGCACCAGGCGCUUGAGGACCUUGCAGGGCGGGUGCGUUGGGCGCUGCAGAAUAUAGGAUGGUGGUGCCAAAAGAUGGGCGGUACGUGGCCAGACGUGCCGCCCAAAGAAAAAGGAGUACCGAGACGAAGAGGGCCAACGCCGCUGCUCACCCUGACCGAGCACGAUAUUGUGGAGACGGGUGGGUGGCAGGUAUGCAUGAG